This is a messenger RNA of Dermacentor albipictus, 2155 nucleotides long. RefSeq names its product cytochrome P450 2J4-like. NCBI's taxonomy places the organism in Eukaryota, Metazoa, Arthropoda, Arachnida, Ixodida, Ixodidae. Gene Ontology annotation, cellular component: cytoplasm; intracellular membrane-bounded organelle. Gene Ontology annotation, biological process: xenobiotic metabolic process. Gene Ontology annotation, molecular function: iron ion binding; oxidoreductase activity, acting on paired donors, with incorporation or reduction of molecular oxygen, reduced flavin or flavoprotein as one donor, and incorporation of one atom of oxygen; steroid hydroxylase activity. The record is from RefSeq and is a predicted model, not a curated record.
UGUUGCAUGGCGUUUUCCGGGUUGCUGCUUCAGCAUUAGACGCUCUGGCCGAGUCACGGCUCUCUACCGGAAACCGGUGAAGUACAUGGAUAUUUCAAAUUUGCCAUCACACAUCCUUUGGACAGCCACACAGCCUUUGGACAGUCGAAAGAUGGCUUGCAUCGCCAGCAUCUCGGCCGCCAUCUUGAGCACCUAUUAUGCGCUUCAAAAGUGUGCCACCGGUGACCUCCACGGCAUGUUCAUCUACACCAUUGCCCUAGCAGCCACCAUUCUUGUUGCGGCGUUUACCUGGUACUCCCGAAGAAAAUGUCGGGGUCUAUGCCCAAAGCUGCAGCCGCCCGGACCGAGAGGAAUUCCCCUUUUGGGAAACUUGGAGUUCAACAAACGGGGCUUCUAUCACACCAAAGCAAUGGACUGGGUAAGACAAUACGGACCCUUGUUCAGAUUCAAGAUGCUUGCAGUGAAUGUGGUCGUUGUCAAUGAUUACGAUCUCAUCAGAGACACGUUUUCGAAGCCAGAGAUACUGCACCGCCCGGCAGCUUGGUUACUGAAGGAGACCACAGAAGGUCUCGCUGUUCUUGGCGGUCGGGAAUGGCGGGAGAACAGGCGGUUCGUGACGCAAGCACUCGUGGACCUCGGCUACGGAAAGCAAACCAUGUGGGACCGAGUUCAGGUCGAAGCUCAGCAUCUCGUUGGCACAAUUGACAAAUUCGGCGGUGCCCCCAUUUUGCCCCGCGACUUGUUGUUCCGGUCUGCGUGCAACAACGUGGUAACGUUCCUGUUGGGUCGACGUCUGGACCUCGACGAUCCACGCCGGAGGGACAUGGACGAGCACCUCGAGGGAUUUCUGCUGGGCAGCGCCGCCUCGUCGAUUGACUGCCGCCCACAGUGGCUGAAGAGGCUCGAGCGGUGGCUGUGUCCCCGUUCGCCCCGCGUGACCGUUGAGGACCUGGCCAAUGAACUUGAAGCCAUGUCCAAGAGAGAAGUCCAACGAGCGAUGCGCAUGGACGUCUCCCAGCGUAACAAAGCUGUCAUCGACAUCUACAACGAAAAGCUAGAGGAACUCGGCAGCGGACAUGACAUCUUUACAGAGGGCCGGCUGGUGGGCAACGUGACCGACUACCUGCUGGGCGCCACAGCCGUGGUGGCACUGUUCCUUCAAAGCCACGUGCUCAACUUUGCCGCCCACCCAGACACUCUGCAGGAGCAGGUGCGGCAGGAGAUUGACCGCGUUGUGGGCAGAGAUCGGCUGCCGACGUGGGCGGACCACGUCCGCAUGCCGCUCACCAUGGCCACCAUCUGGGAGAUGUACCGGUGGAAAGCGUGCACGCCUUUUGGCAUCCCUCGCGGAGUAGCGGAAGACACAGUGAUUGGCGGCUACCACGUUCCCAAGGGUACCGUGCUGCUGCCAAACUUUUGGGCCGUCCACCAGAGCACCAAACUCUGGAAGGAGCCUGAAAAGUUCGACCCGUCGCGCUUUAUCGGACCAGACGGCAGCGCACCAUCCACUAGGCCUGCACACAUAAUCACCUUCUCGUUAGGUAAAAGAAUCUGUCCUGGAGAAAGCUUGGCGACAGCUGAGGUUUUCCUGUACUUGACCAUGCUGCUUCAGAAGUUCAGAAUCCUUCCAGAAGAAGGUACCACCUUACAAAUCGGAUCGUACCAGCCGCUAUACGAGCACGCUGCUACAAAAAUACGUUUCCUGCCCCGCUCUGAUUAAACUCUACUUAGAAAAGAGCUGAGGAAGCAGCAAUAUUGUCUCCGUACACUUCGUCUGGUUCCUUCCGUGCGAUGGCUCCUUCUAUUCGUUUACGCGAUGGCUGUUUUCACAUGGGCCAUGAUUGCUUUAUGUGAGAAGGAACUUUCCUAUCUUGCUACAGUGAGGUGGUGAUGUCCUCUGGCCACUGCGUGACACUGCGUUCGUGUUUUUUUUUCACAGCUACUAGUAGUUUGGUUGACCUGAUCACUUCCGCUUAUCUCGCGUUACCCGCUAGCUUCCGGUGCCCUUCAUUUCAUGUUAUUCUACUUGACUUCAUGUGAAAUUUAAAUGGAAGAGAAGUUUUUCUCGUGGUUAUUUUGUUUACGGGUUUUUUUCCCACAUCUUGACAUAAAUGUCGCUCACACGAAUAUUAAAACCACUUGGAAAUGCAGUGCA